UGAAACAAUUCUAAACAUGCAAGUGAAAUAAUUGUAAACAUGCAGGUGAAACAAUUCUAAUUUUUAAUUUUCAUUUUAAAUCUGCAAACCCUAACCUAUAGCUUUUUAGACAUAACCUGAAAAAUUGACAAACGUUUGCUGAUGGGUACACAAGAAAAGAAAAAUCUUUAAUGCGAACCACGAAACAAUACAACAACAAAAACACCGAAACGGAAAACAACAGGAUUCAAAAACUUUUGUUAUCAGAAUACUGUGAUUUUUCUGACACUGUACUAGUCGAAUCACCAUUUGCUGAAACCACUAGAGAUGGACAUGGUUUGAGACAAGUAGCAUUAGGUUUGACACCUAAAAGAUUGAUCAUUGCAGCUGACGUUUUCAAACAAAAUUCAAAUCAUUUUAUUUGUCCCGUUGACCUGGAUCCAAGCAUUGAAAGUUUUGAAUUGGUUUCUGUAUAUCCUUUGGAUUACAUUACAUUGACAAUAUUUGCUAGAAGACACCGUAAAACAUUGAAAGGAAGGCUGAUAGAUGGUAGAAUUCAUUAUUACGAGUUAGGUGGUAUUAAUCGUAGAGAAAUUUAUUGGAAAAUAUGGUGCGAUCAUAUUCGUUGUUUACUCGAACGUAAAACUAAAAGUAGUUCAUUGUCUGAGACAAGUGUUGCCAGUUCUUCGAGUACAACAACUGUUUACUUGUUAUCAUCAGAAAUUGAAAUUGAUGACAAUUUGUCAGGAAACAAACAAAGAAACGUAUACAGAAUUUGGGCUCAUUAUGGUGGUGCUGGUGACAAUAAUCGUCCAACAUGGUUGAACAAAGAUCUUUACCUUGGUCCAUCGUACAACGAAUUAAUAUUCGGUUAUUACAAACCAAUUCCUGUGAGAUUUGCUGGAGCAAGUUUGGAAGAAAUCAAAUAUACAUUGACCGAUCAUUCACCUAAUAUAAUUAUUAAAAAACCUUGUCAAAGUUGGCCAGAAUGUCGUAAAAACAAGUACAAUAAAAAAUCAAAACACGAUGACGAUGAUUUGUGUGAUGUUUUGUUUGUCAGGGAUGAUAAGGAUAAACAAAUUCUUACAAGUUGCAAUUGUUCUUCCUGCGAUCAUUGCAAAUCUCAGGAAAAAUUACUCGAAACUUUAUGGAACAAUAAUAAUAAUAAUAAUAAUAAUAGUCGUGAAAAAUCAAACAUUUCGUUAGAAUCAACAAAAAGUUCGACAAAAAUCCCAGAUAAAUCGAUAGAACCAAUAAUAAAAAAAAGGACAAAAUCAAAUUGCAAAAAACACCAUCAACAACAAAAACCAACGAACAUUUUGAUAUCAAAAGUCUCCCGUUUUGGAUUUGGUGUUGCAGAAAAAUGUAAUUCAACUUUAAUUUUAGGCCCAUCACAAAGAAAUCAUCAUCAUCAUCAUCAUCAUCAUCAUCAUCAUCAUCAUCGUAACAAUAACAAAACAAAUGAAAAUAAAAACGAUCCUAAGAUAAAUAUCUACGAAUUGAUCGAAAAUUGUGUCAAAAUGUGGGAAGGGGGUAUGAUAAAUCAAACGGGGCCAAGGAAAAGUCAAAAACACUCGAGAAGAUACGGUCUGAUAACUGCGGCAUAUUUUUUUCGUGCACUGGGACCAUGGUCAGUCCAAUCAGGUGAACGUGAAUCCGUUCAAGGUCGUAGAACGGUGAGCGCAGUUAACAUAAGAAGACAAUGCAUUGAACCUGAACUAAGAUUACCAGUGUCACGUCGUCAAUUGAUAGCAAGUGUGUCAUGCAGUGCAUUGGAACCUGGUGGUUGUAGUGCAAUUGGUCCAGCUACUAAAGAACAAGUUGUAUUAUUCUGGACACCAGAAUAUUGGUACAGACCAAGAGCAGCUAUCACAGCUUACAGAGAACUGAGAAGACAUCUGACAUCUAUCAGAGAUUAUCAUCAGAAAAAGGAACAAAGGAAAAAUGAGAAAAGAUUCUUUUACGUACGCAAACGAUCAAUUCCCGUUUCCAGUAUUUCAUUGGAAGAAAAAUCUGGUGGUUUGUUAAAACGAAUAUUUUCAACAAGUGUACCUAACAAGAAAAGAAAUAAAAGGAAAGAAUCUAACCAAAAUGGUGAUGAUGAUGACAAUGAUAACAACAGUGCAAUGUAUCAAUUGAAAAGAUUACUGAGAUUAGAAAUGCGUGUAACUGUAUGGGACUUGGAUAGUACUACCAUUGCAAAACAAUUAACUAUGAUUGAUAGAGAUCUAUUUGUUCGUAUACCCAUUACUGAAAUUGAGAUAAUUAUCUUUCAAAAAUCAUCAAGAAAUGCACCGAAUUUAGGAGCUUGGGUUGCAUUUGGUCAUAGGAUUACUUGUUUAACUAUCAGUGAAAUACUUGCUAUUAAACAAAUUGAUAUGAGAACUAGAAUGAUGGCUAGAUUAAUCAAUGCUGCUAAUAAAUGUUUCGAUAUUGGAAAUUUUCAUUCAUGUAGAUCUAUUUUAGCUGGUUUACAAUCACCACCGAUUUAUCGAUUGAAAUGUAGUUGGACAUAUUUACGUAUUCAUCAUGCUAACAGAUACGCCAUUAUGGAAAGACUUUGCAAAAUUUAUAAAAAUCCUAAUUCUUCUUUAUACCGAAGAGCAUGGGCUAAAGCAAAACGAAACCCACCUUGCAUACCUUACAUAGGUGAUCUUAUAAUAAGACUUCUAGGACUCCAUAUUUCUCAAUAUUCCGAAAAAAGCACCCUAUCAAAACCCUCCAAAUUGUUUCUAUCAAAAAACAUUACGAGAAAAUCUUUAGAAGACAAACCCCAUCAUCAACAAAAUACAAGAAAAUUCUCAAAUUCUCAUGAACACAAGGAAAAAAAUGAUUUAUCAAUUACAUUGAGACAAGAAGAAUUAGCACGAAAAUACUUCGAUCGUUGGAAUUACAUAACCUUAAAAUCAACUAUUAAAAAACAAGAUGAAGAAAGAUUGAACAAAAUGAAUGAUAAAAGUAAACGUGUCCUUGAUUUGUCAAUUUGGAUGAACGAUUGUCAAAAAUUUGCACGUGGUUACAAUUUUUCGCGAAAUACAUUGGCUAGGGAAUUUUUGUUAAAGGCACGUUACAGAGAGGAUCGUGACAAUUUUUUUAUCAGUUUAAAACUCGAACCUGCUGAUACUUAA
Messenger RNA from Polistes dominula (European paper wasp), 3107 nucleotides. RefSeq lists its product as uncharacterized. NCBI's taxonomy places the organism in Eukaryota, Metazoa, Arthropoda, Insecta, Hymenoptera, Vespidae. Gene Ontology annotation, molecular function: guanyl-nucleotide exchange factor activity. The record is from RefSeq and is a predicted model, not a curated record. Gene Ontology annotation, biological process: Ras protein signal transduction. Gene Ontology annotation, cellular component: plasma membrane.